AUGCCGCCGGUGUCGUCGUCGACGUCGAGGCCGGCGUCGCUGCCGUCGUCGCCGCACAGGCCGGCGCUCCGGCCGGGCAGCCUGCAGCGGCUGCUCCGGCCGCCGGACCCCUCCGACGACGACGGCGCCGCCCCCACGGCGCCCCGCUCCUCCCGCGGCGGCGGCCGCGUCCUGCUCCAGGUCACCAACAUCACCCCCGCGCUCUCCGGCGCCAACCCUUUCUCCGGCCACCACGGCUUCUACCUCCGCCUCUCCGACUCCGCGCGCUCCUGCUACGUCUCCCUCCACGCCGACCACGACGACCUCAUCCUCACCAACGGCCUCCACAUCGGCCAGGUCAUCGAGGUCGAGCACCUGGUGCCGUCCGUCCCGGCGCCCGUGCUCCGCCAUUUCCGCGUCCUCCCCGGCCGCUACCCCUGCAUCCAGCAGGAACCCGCCGACGACGCCGCCGCCGGCGGCGCCGCGGCGGAGAUCAAGGAGGUCGUGUCCGAGCGCCCGCGCCGCUCGUCGCCGACGCCCCCCAUCCCGGGCGAGAGGAGGGCGCGGCAGGCGGGCGGCGGCGGCUCCCCCUCUUCGAUCAGCUACCGCCACAGGUCACGGUCGAUAUCGAACUUGUCGGAGGCGGGCGCGGCGGCGAGGAGGAGCGGCGCCGCCGUCCUGGGGAAGCUGAGGAAGGUCAGCGUCACGUCCAUCGACGGCACCAGCACCGACGACGACGACGAGGAGUCCGACGUGUCGUCGCUGUCCUCGGCGAGGAGGAACUGGGAUUUCACCGGAGGCGUCAAGGACAGGAGGCCCGUCGCUCCACGGAGACGCGGGAACAGCGUUUCUCCAAGUAAAUCCGGCCCAAACUCUACUAUCACGCAGAAUGAUGAUCCGAUGGAGUCGGUGAGGAGGAAAGCCGAGAAGGCAUUCAACGUGCUCUCCAAGAGGGCGUCUGCUAAGAUGACCAGAGAAAGCUCUAAUUGCACGGUGGCGACGCCGCAGAGCGCUGCGGCGUCGAGCAGCAUCAAGUGGUGUGAGAGCAAUGUGAUGUGGAGCACACUUUCAUCAAGCUUGCUGAAGCAUGGAAAGGAAGCAGUGAAGCAGAGAGAUAUGGCACUGCAGGCUGUGCUUGAUGGAUUGCUAGAGGCAUCUACCACUGAGAAAUUGAUAAAAUGCCUGAGUACUUACUCUGAACUACAAUCUGACAAGGAAGAAAACCCAAAGGAGCUCAUCGACAGGUUCUUGAAAUUCUCUCAGGAACUGGAUCAUGCUAUCUUCAUCGCCCAAUCACAGACCAAAAUUAGGCAUGUAAAAGCAUGUGGUUCCAAUUCAACAUCCUCAGCUUCAACCAAAGCUGCUUUGAAGGCUGCAUUGGAUAGGAAGCAGUCUGCCAUCUUAUGGAUCAGAGAAGCCAUUGAAGCAGACCUCUCACCUUUUUCUAGCCAUACAAGACCCACUGAAUCACCAAAGCUAUCACUGGCAGAGUCAAAGCCUAUGACCCCAUUGUUCUGUUGUUCCAAGCCAAAGUGCAACUGCAGCAAAAGGUCCUCAAGGAAAGCAUCUGAUGGUUCCUCUCAAGGAAGUAACAUGAGUGCUGCCAUGGACCUGGCUGUAGCACUGAGAUCAGAGUGCAACUGUUGGUUCCUCAAGUACAUCGACAAGUUCUUGGACGAUAUCGAAAGCGAGACCAUGUAUGCACCAUGUGAUUCCCAAGUUGCAGGCCUUCUGCAGCAGCUUAAAAGGGUGGAUGACUGGCUCAACCGUGUCGCGCUACAUGAGAGGAUGCUUUCGGUUGACCGAACAAACAAGGAUAUCAUGUUUUCUGAAGAAGAGGAGAGCGAUGCGUGCGAGAGGGUACGGAGAAAGAUUUAUGGAGCCCUUUUAAGGCAUGUUCAAUAUGCUGCAAUGGCGCUAGAAGGUCUAAAUGGUGUAAUUGAUGAAGAGAAGGACGAGAGAAAAUAACAGUAACUGUGCAAAGAGCUUUAUCAAUAUAUAGAAUGAACAAAUAAAUUUUGUGUAGCUGCAGAUAAUAUAAGUUUACCAUCGUCAGAAUUCUAGCUGGUAGAAGCAUGUUAGGCAUAACUUCCAAAUGCUGUCUGAUAAAUGUUGGAUGCUCUGAUGGUAUUGUUGCAACUAUUGCUAAUCUUGUCUGUGAUGAGACAUGGCAUCCAAAAACUAACAAUUGCCUCAAGUGCGACUUUAAGGCCA
Oryza sativa Japonica Group (Japanese rice) is the source of this 2193-nucleotide messenger RNA. RefSeq lists its product as uncharacterized. The record is from RefSeq and is a predicted model, not a curated record. NCBI's taxonomy places the organism in Eukaryota, Viridiplantae, Streptophyta, Magnoliopsida, Poales, Poaceae.